AUGCGUUUCCUAAGAACCCUUGUCACUUUCUCGUCGCUGGUUCUGGUGACCUCGGCCGUACCCACAUCGCAGAAGGAUAGUGUCCUCAGCAGCAUCGGUACCGUUUCUCAGGCGGUGCAGGCAAAUCAAGAUGCCAUCAGUCGCUAUCAAGGUGGCUCCUUGGCCGCUAUUCCCGUUGGGCGCAAAAACUACGAUUGCUGGUACGCCCUGAGAGAGGCUCAUUCUAAGCUCACCGACACGAAAUUCACACCAAAGGAGGCGGACGAGGUGGUUAAGCAUUUCACCUCCCUGAAUCAAGACUCCAUAACUCUGCUAGACGAAUACCGUGAGAAGGCCCCAGAGCUGAACAAGGCCGGCGUCAGCUUCCUCGUACCGAUUAUGAUGGAAGCUCUGUUCCAAGAGGCGGACGACUAUUCCGCUGCCCUCCAAGCUCUGAUGCCCGAAGAGUCUGUCGGUCCCAUGAAGCAGAUAACUGUCGACCACAAGAUGGCUUGGAAUGAGGCAUUUGCGGCCUACGAUCCUACCCGCAAUACGGAGCCAGUGCAGCAGUGGAAGACCUUGAUGUCGGUAUUCUCGCCGGCCUUGACGUAUCUCAUCUGA
Molecule: messenger RNA, 600 nt
Organism: Penicillium cataractarum
Lineage: Eukaryota; Fungi; Ascomycota; Eurotiomycetes; Eurotiales; Aspergillaceae
Product: mannoprotein
Exons: 2
Coding region: 1-600 (199 amino acids)
Cellular component (GO): extracellular region
Source: RefSeq, a predicted model, not a curated record